This is a messenger RNA of Chaetomium fimeti, 1322 nucleotides long. RefSeq lists its product as uncharacterized. Gene Ontology annotation, cellular component: membrane. The record is from RefSeq and is a predicted model, not a curated record. Lineage: Eukaryota; Fungi; Ascomycota; Sordariomycetes; Sordariales; Chaetomiaceae. Bases 183 to 1319 code for a protein of 378 amino acids. The transcript has 4 exons.
GAAAAGGUUGCCAGGGCCCAUGGUAGCGCAAGGCUUGGGCUCUGGCGCUUCUUCUCCUUCACCGUUAGGCGACCGUGAUCCUGGUUGUUUUCCGUGUCCUUCGCUUCUUUCUUCCUCUUCACCUCACCUCGGUGGUUUUGAAGGCCAUUCUUUGUCUCAGAAGCCACAGUGCACCGGCGAUCAUGGACAACACCCCAUCUCCAACCAGACCCCUAGGGCGGGAGCAUAUCCCCAUCUACCCCAGGGGCUUCAUUGCCAUCAGGAUUGUGCAGCUCGUCCUAGCCCUGAUAAUCCUCGGUCUGGCAGCAUACGCCAUCUCCUAUCUCUCGUUUGACGGGAACCAAUUCAUCUUGACAGUGGCCCUGAUGACCAUGUUAUCCUCCAUCUACCACUUGGUCGCCGAACUCGGCGCACCCGCCGCCUAUAACUACUGGGCCAUCCUCGGCCUCGACAUCUUCCUCCUCCUCAUGUGGCUCUGCUCCUUCGCCCUGCUAGCGUCCCGCGUCACGCCCUGGGUAACAUACCUCGAUGCACUCUCUGGGGCCGAGGCCACCUGGCUCGGGACGCAGGUGGGUGCCGCUGCGAUGGGCGGUAUCGAGUUCCUCCUCUACAUAAUCUCCCUCGCAAUCCACUCCGUCUGCCUGCACCGGCACCGCGCCGCCGGCCUGCACUGCAUGCCCCCAGGACCGCACCAGCCCAACGCGGGCGGCCCCGUCGUCUUCUUGGGCAUCGACAAGGCGGGCAACCCCGUGUACGGGCAGCAGAUACCCCUGCAACACCAGCAGCUGCCAUACCCGCAGCAGCCCGUGCCCGCCCACCUCCAGGGCCAGCCGCAGUUCUACCCGCAGAUGCAGAUGCCGGCCCCGGGCUACGCCGCCGUGCCGGCAAACAUGCACCACAUGCAGCAGGGCCAGCCGAUGCCGAUGCCGAUGCCGAUGCAGAUGCAGAUGCCACCGCAACAGCAGCAGCAGCAGCAUUACCCGCCCCCGUAUCCCCAGCAGCAACAGCAGCAACAACAGUCCCAGCCCCAGCCACACCAGCAGCCUCAACACCAACAGCCUCAACACCAACAGCCUCAGCACCAACAACACCAACAGCAGCCACAGCAGCCCCAGCAGUCGCAGCAAACGCCCCAGCCAACGGAGGAGAACAAACCCUCUUCUCCGCCAGCGGGCCAGCCGCAUCAAGCCCCACCGUCGCAGCAGACUGGGGGCCUGCUUGCGGGAGAACUGGGGGUGGAGAAUUUGGUGCCGCCGACGGGGGAGUUGGGGGGGAGUGAGGUUGGGAGUCAGGUUGGGAGUCAGGUUGGGCGUGGAUAGGGG